GAAUACGAGAUGAUAGUUACAAUUUACUUUUUAAAUGGGCAUAAUUAUGAAAUGACUCACAUAUAUGUAGGUGAGGCAAAGACGGAAAUUUGUCGUCAUAAACUAUACAAAAAAGAAAAGAAUGUUUGAAUGUUUGCUUUCAUCUUUGUCCUUUAUAAAGUUAGGUUUUGUCACUUCAGGAUGAACAGAUAGUGGAAUUUCUUCCUCAUAUACAACAUUUUGUUUUUAUUUUAUUUUCUUCUUCUUUUAUAAUUUACUCUUUUUUUACUGUGAUUCUGUUCCGACUGUACGGGUUGCCAGUUCAACAACAAGUCUGAGUGCACGCUGGAAAAGCAAGUGGACAGUUUUUAGCGCAUGUUGACAGUGUAAACCUGUCGUCCAACAUUUCUUUUCUUCUUAUUAAGGUGUAUGUUCAUUUAGUCAACAUGGUCUCGUGUUAACCAGAGACAGGUGACAUCCAGGCAAGCUAGACUUGCUUGAUUCUGGACGUCUGUCAUUGAUGGAGUGCUCUUUGCAUGUGUUACAAGGACAAGUUUACAUACUGGACAGUUUUCGAGCAGUAGCUCAAAACCCUUUUUAAAAAAAGCUCUUUGAAAAAAGGGCGUGAUAACUACCUUGUGGAUUAUCUGUUGUGUUAAAUUUACGUCCAAUGAAUCGUCCAAUACCAGAGAUUGUUAUUACUUGCGAAGAGAGCAUCAUUGUACAGGAAGUGGAUGAAGGUCAGCCAUGUUUGUCGUGUGGAGCUGACAAGUGUCCAGGCUUUACUUUCCAUGCUUGGAGAAAUACCUGCGCGAACUGCAAGUGUCCAAGAGAAGUGCAUGACAUCUACAAUGAGAACUUUGUCAACGUCCGGGACAGGCUGGGCUGGAAGAGACAGGACGAUCCCAACCUGCAGGUGUCGAAGGAAAAGACGCUCAGAGAAGGAUACACCUGGGUCCCACCGGGUCUGUCACAUGAAAAGAUCGAAGAGUACAUGGAUCAGCUACCCAACCACAAAGUGCCUCGUAUUGGAUCUCCCGGGGAUAAGUACCGGGAUAUGCAACUUAUUUACCAGCUUCCCAAACAGGAUCUCGCGGAGAACUAUAACAAAAACCUCCUAGACGAAACGGAAAUAAGUGAAUUCAAUAUUUUCAAAGAUCUUCGGGAUCAGAUUUCUAUGGAUAUUGGAUACAUUAAAGAAUCUGAAAUCUUAACGAGUUGCUACAACUGUAAAGGAGAGAUAGAUGAUGGGGAACUGGUGGUGUUUGCCCCGAAGGCUGGCAAGGAUAUCUGCUGGCACCCUGCAUGUUUUGUGUGUGACGUCUGUGAUGAACUGUUGGUAGACCUCGUCUACUGCGUCCACUCCAAACGGCUGUACUGUGAGAGGCACUAUGCUGAAGUCAUCAGACCACGGUGUCCAUCAUGUGAUGAGUUGAUCUUCUCUGGGGAGUACACGAAAGCCAUGGAUCAGAACUACCACAAGGACCACCUUGCCUGCCACAACUGUGAUAAGAAGCUGGUCGCCUGCCGCUACAUCCUGAAGGAGGAGCACCCCUACUGCAUCCCCUGCUACCAGCAGCUGUUCGCCCACAACUGUGAGGAGUGCGGAAAACCCAUCGGACCCGACUACAAGGACUUGUCGUACAAGGACCGACACUGGCAUGAGUUCUGUUUCAAGUGCGUCAGCUGUGAGAAGUCUCUGGUGGACCAGCCUUUCGCUCCAAAGAACAACAGCAUCUACUGCGCAGACUGCCACGAUGAACAAUUCGCCGCCAGGUGUGACGGGUGCCAGUUACCAUUUAAAGGAGGUAUGAAGAAGUUUGAGUACAAGGGCAAACAAUGGCAUGAGCAAUGUUUCACGUGUGGCGAAUGCAACCAGCCCAUAGGCAACAUGAGCUUCAUCCCGAGGGAAGACCGCGUCAUCUGUGUGCCAUGCUACGAAGCCAACUAUGCCCAGCGCUGCCAGAAAUGCAAUGAGGUGAUCAACAAGGGAGGCAUUGCCUACAAGAGUCUGCCAUGGCACAAGGAAUGCUUCACCUGUACAAACUGCGACAAGAUGCUGGCUGGAGAGAAGUUCACGUCGCGUGACGAGAAACCGUACUGCGGAGACUGCUACGGAGAACUGUUUGCGAAGAAAUGCUGUCGCUGUACGAAACCAAUCACAGGUAUUGGUGGAACGAAGUUUAUCUCGUUUGAAGACCGUCACUGGCACAGUGAAUGUUUCGUCUGUUACAAGUGCAAUGCGUCGAUGGUUGGACGGGGCUUCCUCAUGAAUUCCGAUGACAUCGUCUGUCCAGAGUGCGGCCGCAGCUAGACUCGGACAGCCACUGAAACACAGCAUAAUUAGACUUUAGAUAGAUAGUUAUUUUAUUAUUGGAGGAGCUUUCGUGUGCAUGGCAAAUGGGGGUGCCGUUAGAAAACUAUUGGCCAUUAGUGUUUUGGUCGGUGUGCAAGAUUUUAUAUUCAACUAUUUUUCAAGAAUCGGAAACACUUAGGAGUUGUUUCAAAGUCUUGAAAAAAAAUUACUUGAGAAAUUUGUUUUGUUGAAUGUUAAAUUGUACAAGCAUUAUAGUACAACAAUUAGUGAUGUUUUUGUUAAUUUUAUUUUCUAGGAUUUUGCUAAUAAAAAUAAUAAAUCUUUAUUAUUUCUUUACUUUAGCAAUAUGAAAUUAAAUAUAUAUGCAAAUUGGGCAUUUUUACUUUUUAAAUACAUAUAUGUUUUUAAAUAUAUAAAGAGGUUUGUUAGCGAGUGUCUUGUAAUAUACAUAUGAAUAUAUAAUUAUGUGUUAUUAACUGUCCUUUAUUGACAGGUUUCUUACUGACUUUCAACAUUGUAAGUGACAGAUAAAGUAAAAUUUCUGAAAUUUAAACAUGCACAUGUUUAAAAAAUGGCAUCUGUGAUAGAAUAAAUAUUUGUUGAGAAAUAGGUGUCAUGACAGUAUAUAUUGAUUUUGAACAAUGUUUUCAAACCACCUAAUUAUCGCACUAUCAUAUUGCACAUGUGAAACAUACUGAAUGAUAUCUAAAGUUUUAACUGUGGGUUUUAUACCCAAUUUUGAAGCACUAGUAAAUAACGUAACCUAUUUACACAGGUGUCACAUAGCAGCAUGGCGGUGUGGAUAGAUAAUCAGAGUAAAUAUUCAAUGAUCUACAGAGUAUGGAGUUUUAACUUGCCAGGCUUUGAAAUUCAUGGUGCUCAAAACACAUUUCUGUGUAAGAACACAUAUAUAUUUGUCAUGAUGAUGGGAGACAGAGAUUUCAUUAAUUAAAGUUAUAAACUGCUGUUUUAAAAGCAGUUAACUUUUAGAGGGUGUAGUUGACAGCACUGAUAUAAUGUUUACUGAAAAUAGUUUUUUCUUUUGUCCAACUCAGCAUCGUUGAAACCUACAAUACAGCUUUCAUAGUUUGUACAAAGUAGCUUAGCACUGUGUAUAUGUGUAUAUAUCUUUGUUAUUUAAUGCCUUCCCACCCAACAUAUUCAUUAGUUAUCAAAUAUGACUUACAAUGGUGCUACGUUGUUAUUUUUUUAUUUUUAAUAUAAUUCUAACUCGCUUAUAAAUAUAUAAGAAUUCAAAAUAUCAAUAUCAAUAUUAAUGUUGGUAUGUUUUUGUUUUGACUGUGAGCCAUAUUUACAAUGUUAUUUAACUACUACGAAAUGUUUAUUUUCUGAAAAGGAUCCUAAGGCUGAAUCAAGACGACGAUUUACAAAUUUGGCUUGUAAUUAUCAUUCAAAUUCAGUUAACUUUUACAGAAAAGUUUUUGUCAACACAACACUGAGCCUUUGCUUUGUCAUAAAAUUGUUUUAAAAUGUAGAAAAUAGAUACCCUUGUGAUACAAAUAAAGAAAAAACAAAUACACUUGUAGGUAAAAAAAUUAAAUCUUAACAUGGAUGAUUUUUAUAUCUAGCUUCAGAACUUGGUGCAUGUUGUGAUACGAGUUCAGAAAAACAAUGUUUGACAUAAACAUACAUGGAAGGACACUUUUUAAUUCAAAUAUCGCUUCCUUUCAAUUUGUUUUGUUUUUACUAUUGUCCAUUGUAUAGAGCUGCUGCUAAAAAAGCUUUUGAUUUUAAUAUUUACCAAUGAUGCUAUCAAAUGUCCUACAUACAUUAAUUAUAUAAAGAACAAUGUCUUGUCUUGUAUGAAAAGGACUUAAAUAUUCUUAAUUUUCUACAUCUUUAUACAAGUUACAUUUAUUGUACACAUUUUAUAUACAACUCUGCUUCAGAUUUAUUUUCUAGAUGACUGAAUAUAAUCAAAUUUAUUGAAGUAAUAUAUUUAUAUGUAAUAUCCACAUAUGACUCUAGUUUGCAACUUCUAAUAAUACUGACUACGCAUUGUAAACUUUGGUAUCAGUAUUCUGUAUCUUUCAGCACUUACUAGAAAUUAGGUAUAAAUAAUGUCGCUUCAGUAAUAUUUAUAUUUAAAUCAUUUAUUCAUGUAGAUGGAAGGAAAAUAAUACAUUAAGCAAAAGAUGACCUCUUUUUUUUUGCACACGGCCCCAUUAGAAACCAAUCAAAUUAUUUGAGAAUGUUGAUGUCACUUCCUGUUACUGAAGUAUAGGCCUGGUUUUUAAUGUCUAUGCUGAGAUAUAUAUAAAGAUGCUUUGUGCAAUGGGAAUUGGUAUAUUGAAUAGAUUAUUAAACUUCAUAUAAACACCCUCCAUGGGACUAGGAAACAGAAUAUUUGCUAUGUAAUUAAAUUUUUUAGAAAUGUAUGACACAAGACUUUGUCUUCCAAGGUUCAGAACGAUGGGAGGUUUGUUAUUUUUACGGAUUGUUUUAUUAUUUUGCUUUAGCUAUUGUGUUACAUGUGAACACAAACAAAGGCAUAGAGUAAUAUGCAAUCAUGUAUGCUGGUUCAGAACACCAGAUUAAAGUAUGUGAUAUGGUAGAUCGUUUAGCUUGUACUAGAGUAUAAAACUUUUAUUUAGAAAUAAACUUGUUUCCAAGACA
Molecule: messenger RNA, 4933 nt
Organism: Gigantopelta aegis
Lineage: Eukaryota; Metazoa; Mollusca; Gastropoda; Neomphalida; Peltospiridae
Product: four and a half LIM domains protein 2-like
Exons: 10
Coding region: 650-2293 (547 amino acids)
Molecular function (GO): zinc ion binding
Source: RefSeq, a predicted model, not a curated record